This is a messenger RNA of Perca flavescens (yellow perch), 4866 nucleotides long. RefSeq names its product nephronophthisis 4 (gene nphp4). Gene Ontology annotation, cellular component: ciliary basal body; non-motile cilium; ciliary transition zone. The transcript is spliced from 30 exons. Gene Ontology annotation, biological process: protein localization to ciliary transition zone; negative regulation of canonical Wnt signaling pathway. Bases 317 to 4684 code for a protein of 1455 amino acids. The record is from RefSeq and is a predicted model, not a curated record. NCBI's taxonomy places the organism in Eukaryota, Metazoa, Chordata, Actinopteri, Perciformes, Percidae.
ACGAGCUCACCUGUAAUAACUUGCAGCCUUUUUUAAGCAACUCCUUCACAUCUUUUGCUGCAACACCGAACUUUCUGCUUUCAUUACAACUCCUAACUUUCACAGGUUUAUUUUUCCCGAAGAGGCCAAACAUUGCACUGUUUUUAGUCUGUACGGUUUGUACCUACCGCUUCCUUCUUCUUCCUCUCGAGGCUGACUACUUGGCGGUGCAUGGUGUGUUGCUGCCCUCUAGAGUAUUUUCUUCUUGUCGUCUUUGCUCGAUAGGACCGGACAGGACCAGAGACAGUGGACGCUGGUGGACGAAGCAUAGACAAAUAUGGUCAAAACAGAAGACAUAUCCACCAUGGCGGACGGCUGGAGAGAGGUGUUUGAAAGAAGCCGGGUGGUUCCCCCGCCCUGUCAGACAGUCCGCCUGGCUGUGGAAAGCCACUUCACCCAGUCUCACGGCUUCCAGCUCAGCCUCAGCCGGCUCACUGCAGCUCACCUCCCGCAGGAGAUAUCAGAGGGGGAACGUGAUGUGACCUUCCAGUUGCGAGUGACCCUGUUUGAUAGAAACCACCAGCACUUCUUUGGGAAAACAUGGAAGAGCCCACCUCAGAGGAUGAAAAACAACAAGAUCUCCUUCAAUGAGGUCCUGUACUUCCAUACGUCUCUGCGGUUGCCCAGUGCGGUGGUGGUUCUGGAGCUGGUGUCGUUGUCACCAAGGCCAGACGGCUCCCAGCAGGCCCUGGGGCGAGGCUUCACUGUCCUGGAGCUCUUUACCAACAGGCCAGAGGCUCAGGCUGCUGAUGGGGACAGAAGGCUGAAUCUACACCAUGGAUCACCAAGAAGCCUCCUCCAUCCCCACCUGAAGGACAUUGUUGACUACAGCAGCCUCCUGAAGACUAUUGAUGGAGCACAUUUGGAAUGUGUGAUAAAAAACCACCCCGCGCUGGUUUCCGUGAUGCACCUCCUUCCAGAGAAUGUCCUUAUAUCUGGAAAUGAGAACAUUCCCGGCCUUGCAGCUUCUCCAACAGGAGAUGCUCUGCUGAGGCCUCAUCUGCUCAAAAUGCUGCCCUUCACCCUGAACAGACUGACCGUCUCCCUCCAGCCGUCCCUGGAGAAGUUUGAGAGCCAGCUGCUGCAGCUGAUCAAUGCUGACUGCCAUAACACAAAACAGCCAGGACCAGAGAGUGCACUGAGGACGGUUGUCAUCCAGGAAAGGAGACUCCAUGUCGGGGUUCACAAUGGCUGGUGUUUUCUCGACAAGCCCCAAGUGGUGGUGCUGGAGCCCCUAGCAUCAGGGGCCAGAGGCCGAUCAGACAGCACCUCCAAACAGAGCACCCUGGUCAGGGACAGCUCUGCAACAUCAUCCCUCCCUCAGACACUGGGCCUUCGCAGCAGCUUGGAGCUCAGGCUGACCAAUCAUCAAGCUUUGGCAGUCAUCUUCCAGCUUGAGUGUGUCUUCUCUGCUCCAAUUGGCCGAGGGACGAUGCUGUCUGCCACCUCCACAUCCCGAGCGGCCUUCUUGCAGUGCCUUCGUUGGGGGAUUUGGUGCCCAUUCCAGGAGCCCGCUGACUGGAAGGCGGAAGAGAUACAGCUUGUUCUGCAAGGAGGUGCAAAGCCAAACCCUUACGGAGUCAUGGUCUACAGCACAGAAAUGUCUGCCAAAACUCAGAGCCCUGCGCCACUCUCGGCUCCAGGCACAGCUCAGGAGGCGAGGGAUACCCUAACAUUUUGGCUGUCAUCCAGUCUGGAAAGGAAGGCAUCUAGCCCAAAGGCAUCUCUGAGGACAAAGCAGGAGGAUGUGCCACGUCAGAGAAGAUCACCUUCAUCACCUUCACAGGGUCAAAAAUUCAUCCCACUAGCUUCUCCUCCAGGAUCUCCUCAAGGCCCCGGGCUCUCACUGUCUCAGCUGGCAGCUACUUCACGCUACCCAACCAUCAGCCACUCCAGCUCGGCGUUGCCUUGGCAACAGUCGUUUCCUUCUUUGCUCCAUCCUUCCCCGUUGGCAUCAGCUCACCAGCUGUCACAUGUCGCCUUCUCAGGUGUCAGCAACAUUGCCCACCUGGAGAUGGACCUUCAGCGGAAAGAGGAUGUGUCAGCUUCAGUUCAGGACGAAGGAGACCAGCUUCAGGAGCUGCCCUUCACCCCUGUCCAUGCCCCUGUCAUCACCCUGGGGAUGAAUGUGCCUAGUUCCUGCUCAGUCAGCUCCAGGAGCUCACUGGCUCACCUUUACUCCGCUGGCUUCCCCGACAUCAUGGACUGUAGUGGGCAGGUGGCAGAAGUCCUGGACCCCACCGAGCCCGUGCCCUUUGACCCUCAGCGUGAGGACACUGACCCACUACAGGGCAACCUGCUGGUGUUCCAGUUUCUGGCGUUUACCAGAAUACCAGUGGCGGGUGUUGGUCCUGAUUGGCCUGACAACAUCUACUUCACCUUCCAGUUCUAUCGCUUUCCACCAGUCACAUCGCAGCAGCUCAAACUACUGACCAGUGACAAGGUUCAGCUGAAAGCUAGCGUUCCCUGUGUCCUGGCCUCCAUCAACAAAGACGGCACUGUCAACUCUGGCUCUCCAGGUCUGCAGGUGCAGUUCAGAGUCGAUGAGGGUUUCUUGAGGCCAGGAGAGAAGCGCUGGUUCCUGCGCUACCUGGCCCUCCACACCAUGCACAUCGACAUCUGGGACAGCGACUCAUUGCUCCUCAUAGGUUCCACUGCCAUCGAGCUCAAGUACAUGUUGCGUCAGGGUAAAUCGGCAGUGCAGGCCCUUCACGAGGUGGAGGUGCUGACCACUGAUUACGUGGGAGAGGACACCCCACUGACAAGCACAGAUGUGGGCCAACGGCCAAACCUCAGCCCCAUGACGGUCCACACCAUUAUCAGGGGCCGGCUGCACAUACGCACAGGCAACAUAGGGUGCCAAGUAGAUCCUAGCAGGAGGAGGGCAGCAGACGUGAUGCCGUCUCAUUCUCACAUCAUCACACCUCGCGAAGUCACUGGGGGCUUCAGAGGAGGAAGCCUUUCCUCCAGAAACAUUCUCCAACUCAAUGCGAGGAACGCUGCACAAGCACACAGACUGGAGAUAGAUGGGGACCGUGUGCCAUUGUUCAGACGCGGGGUCAGAGCUGACACUAUCGUGGCCGGAGAGCUCAAGCUAAACGAGCCCGACGGUGGGCGCCGCAAGCUCAACUGCAUGGCUGCCGUGCAUCAGCGGGAGGGCAGAGAAGAUGCUAAAAAGGCUGAGGUCACGGAUUGGACUAAGGAAGCCCGGUUGGCCACAGAACUUAAUCAGAGCAAACCCAGCGAAAAACACAGCAAGGCAGAGGGCAUUGCCAACAUGCUGAGCCAGGCCAUUACCACCCAGCACCUGCUCUACACCAGCCUGGGCUCUGCUGAGUACAUGGAGUUUGUCCUUAAAAAUCCCUUUAAUGCACCUCAGACUGUCACCAUCCACAGUGAUGACCCUGAACUAAGUGUCAUCACUAACACAGAGGAGUGGGGUUACUUUAAAGCACUAACCAAAACUCCAACCCCACUGGAAGAGAACAUGUUCCACUUGGAGGAAGGUGACCCAGGUCCCAGAGUUUACCUCCGGCCCAAGGAGAGCAUCCAUAUUCCCCUGAAAUACCAGAGUUUUCUCUGCGACCACACCAUGGCCCUUCAGGGACCAAGUUUCCUACCAACAGGCAAAGGUUCUCAAGUGGCCAAGAAGAAUCUGUCCAAUAUUGUUGCUGCCAAGACUAUCAAGGUUACGUUCCAAGCAGAAGACGGCAAGCCGAUGGCCAUCUGCCAGGUGAACGUGGAACCAACGCCUCAUGUUGUCGACCAGACUUUCCGUCUUUAUCACCCCGAGCUCUGCUUCCUCAAGAAAGCCAUCCGCUUGCCGCCCUGGCAUGACCCCACAGUUGGAGAUUCAGAUGUCAGGACUCACAUUUCCGUACGCUGCAGUGACCCUAACAUCAUCUGCCAGACAAGGAUGCUGGUGCCAGGGGAGCCUCAGGAUGUGUACUUGAAAGUCCCAGGGAGUCCCAGUCCACACAUAAAAAUUUUCUUUGUGAUGGUUUUUACUGAUAAGUGGAUGGCAGCACCCUCCCAGAUCUGGCAGAUUUACGUGCAUUUCCUGGAGCGGGUGGAUGUCAGCUGUGUGACUGGCCAGCGGAGCUGUCAAUCACUGGUGCUGAGGGGGAAGCAGGCUGUUCGCAAGGUCAAAUGUUUCUCAUCACACCCGCAGGAGAUUGAGGUGGACCCAGAGGGUGUGUUCGUUUUGCCUCCCGCAGCGGUGCAGGAGCUCCAGCUGAAGGUGCAACCAUGGCGAGCAGGAAGCCGCUUCUUGUAUGUAAAUGCAGUGGAUGUGGAGAACCGGUGGCUCGUCACCGCCUGGCUGCUCUGUCUCAACGUCCACCGGCCUGUGCUGUCCAAGGCAUUUGAAGUGUGUGUCCCAGGCAGUGGUGGGCGUGGCAGCUCCAGGAAAAUCACCUACACCAACCCUUACAGCAGUAGCCGUACAUUUCUGCUCCGCUCUGACCAUCCAGACCUGCUCCAGUUUAAAGAGAAUAAAUUCCAGAUCGGCGGGGGAGAGAGUUACACCAUCGGACUGCGAUUCGCCCCCAGCCGGAGUCCCGGCUCAGUGGAGAUUCUGGUCUAUGUGAACAACCUGGAGGAGAAGACGGAGGAGACGUUCUGUGUGAAAGUCAACUACUCAUGAACUGAUGAUGUUUGUGUCGAGCAGCGAGUACAAACUGUAUCUUGAAAUGUUGACUAAUCUGUGUUUUGAAUCUAUUUUCUGAGUGUGAAAUGAACUCAAAUGAGCUUUCAUUUUUCUACUUAGGGUGUGCAAUUUUGUAUCAGAUCAUAUUUAGGACAGAAAUAAACUUUUUUUUUAACACA